GCUUUUCCUGGGGAGGGGGUGCAGCCAGGGCCUGUCCCCUCCCUUCUCAAUUAAGCUUUCUUUGGAGGGGGUGCUUUGCAACCCUUGGACCUGUGGAUUUCCUUGGCGUGGCACUUAGGGGUCCGGGUCUUCAGAGUGCUGUGACAGCCGCUGGGGAGUCCACCACUUUCCCUUGGGGCAGGUCCUUGGCCAGCCCUCCCUAGGGGGCGGGUGGCAUGUGGGUCGUUGGAACUGAGAGAUUGUGACCCCCCUGCUUCCAUUUUAAUAAGUGGGUCCCAAUCCCUGGGGUUCCUAGGAGGAGUUGACAUUUAUAUCCUCCCCCAUUGUUAGGCUCCCCUGGGCUCUAGGGAGGGGGCUCCAGAGAACCCAGACCUGGGCAUUCCAGAUCAGGAAGGGACUUGGUUUGGGGACCCACUUUCCCCAGACCCUCGGCCCUAUUCCACCUUGUGCACUGGGGCCGCAGUUACUCAAAUCUUCUUUUCCCCCCCUAUUUCUCUGUGUGUGUCUAUGCAUUCCUGCAUCUCCCUGGGUCUGCCCUGUCCCUGUCACCACGCAGGGCUGUGUCUAGGCCUGGGGGUCCACCCUGGUUCCUGCCAAAGGAUGAGCCAGCCCCAGAGGAUGGCGCCAGUGGGCACCGACAAGGAGCUGAGCGAUCUCCUGGACUUCAGCAUGAUGUUCCCACUGCCUGUGGCCAAUGGGAAGGGCCGGCCCACCGCCCUCGCUGGAGCCCAGUUUGGAGGUUCAGGUCUUGAGGACCGGUCCGCCUCAGGCUCCUGGGGCCCCAGUGACCAGAACAAUUCCUCUUUCGACCCAAGCCGGAGCUACAGCGACAGUGCCCACUUCAGUGACUCACAUGGUGGCAUCUCAGCACCCGCCUUCCUGGGAUCCGGACUUGGAGGCAAGGGUGGCGAGCGGGGCACAUACGCUGCCUUCGGGAGAGAAGCGGGUGUUGGCGGCUUGACACAGGCUGGCUUCCUGCCGGGAGAGCUGGCCCUGAGCAGCCCUGGGCCGCUGUCACCCUCGGGCGUCAAGGGCAGCUCGGCGUAUUACCCCUCGUUCCCCAGCAACCCCCGGCGGAGAGCCGCGGACGGCGGCCUGGAAUCACAGCCCAAGAAGGGCCGGAAGGUCCCACCCGGUCUUCCUUCCUCGGUGUACCCCCCCAGCUCAGGUGACGACUAUGGUAGGGACGGUGCCUACUCCUCUGACAAGACCCCAGGCAGCGCCUACCCCACCCCCUUCUACAUGGCAGAUGGCAGCCUGCACCCCUCAGCAGAGCUUUGGAGCCCUCCAGGCCAGGUGGGCUUCGGGCCCAUGCUGGGCGGUGCCUCGUCCCCCCUACCCCUGGCGCCUGGUGCGAGCAGCGCCGUGGGUGGCAGUGCAUUCAGCGGUCUCCAGCAGCCCGAGCGCAUGGGCUACCAGCUGCACGGAGCCGAGGGAAAUGGUACCCUCCCAGCUGUGGCCGCCUUCUCGGGGCCUGGAGCCACCUAUGGCAGCGUCCCCAGCCACACGCCGCCCGUGACUGGGGCCGACAGCCUCCUAGGCUCCCGUGGGACCUCGGCCGGCAGCUCCGGGGACGCCCUUGGGAAGGCCCUGGCCUCGAUCUACUCCCCAGACCACUCCAGCAGUAACUUCUCUCCCACCCCCUCGACGCCUGCGGGCUCCCCACAUGGCCUGACUGGGACGUCGCAGUGGCCCCGAGCAGGAGCCCCUGGUGCCUUAUCGCCCAGCUACGACGGGGGACUCCAUGGCCUGAACAAGAUGGAGGACCACCUGGACGAGGCGAUCCACGUGCUCCGCAGCCACGCCGUGGGCACAGCAGGCGACAUGCACAGCCUGCUGCCCAGCCAUGGCGCUCUGGCCUCGAGCUUUGCUGGCCCCAUGCCAGUAGGCGGGCGCCACGCAGGCCUGGUUGGGGGCGGCCACUCUGAGGAUGGCCUUGCGGGCAGUGCCAGCCUUCUGCACAGCCAUGCGGCCCUGCCCAGCCAGCCUGGUGCCUUGCCUGACCUCGCGCGGCCACCAGACUCUUACAGUGGCCUGGGCCGGGCGGGCGCCGUGGUGGGCGCGGGCGAGAUCAAGCGAGAGGAGAAGGAGGACGAGGAAAACGCGGCAGCCACUGACCCCGCGGAGGAGGAAAAGAAGGAGCUGAAGGCCCCGCGAGCGCGGACCAGAGCGCAACCUGAACCCCAAAGCAGCCUGCCUGAAGCGACGAGAAGAGGAGAAGGUGUCCGGUGUGGUCGGGGACCCACAGAUGGUGCUUCCGGCUGCUCAUCCGGGCCUCAGCGACACCCACAAUCCCACCGGGCACAUGUGACAGGGACGCGACGAGGGACCAGUCUUGCUUCAGGACCCCUGCGUUCAGAUGUGGCCGGAAGGGUCCUGGGUUCCAUCCGUGGACCCACCCCGGGGUCCACACACACAACUGCCUGGAGCCAACCAGAGCCCGUGGCUCCCGGAGGCCAGCCUGAAGGGGACAAAGGGGUCUCGGCGACCUGGCUUACUGUUGUGACCACCUCCACCCACGCUAGCUGGCCGCUGGCCCCUGGCCCCACGUAUCCUGGCACUGCAUCUUGGCCCCAGGGACCAGGCUAGGAGGAGCAUUUUUUUCCUUUUUUUUGGGGGGGUGUUAUAAACAAGACCAGAAACCGACAAAAUAUACACUUUGUCAGAAAAAAAAAAAAUGCCUUAAGUAUAUAAAGUCGUGGAGGACUCGAACACAUCACUCCGGAGGAGGGUGACACUGCAAAGCUGGCUUCUUCAAAAGCCAUCAGCAAAUCGUGCCUAAGCGUAUUUUUUUUAAGGAGAAUAAAAUGAACAUUAGUUAUGAGGGUUUUUUUCUAAUGUAGAAAAGAAAAAUAGCAAGGAUGUUGCCUUCGGUCUUUUUUUUUAAAGCUUUCUUUUGCAUAUGUUUUAUAAGCAACAAACUUUUUUGUAUGAAAGCCUCGUGUCUCUUGCUGUUUCUAGAAGUGAGCGGUGCAUUUCAUGAUCAAUCAGAUUAUUAAAAGUAUUAAAAAGA
Chinchilla lanigera (long-tailed chinchilla) is the source of this 3013-nucleotide messenger RNA. It is a transcript of the gene Tcf3, whose product is annotated as transcription factor 3. Lineage: Eukaryota; Metazoa; Chordata; Mammalia; Rodentia; Chinchillidae. Bases 508 to 2589 code for a protein of 693 amino acids. Gene Ontology annotation, cellular component: transcription regulator complex. Gene Ontology annotation, molecular function: DNA-binding transcription factor activity, RNA polymerase II-specific; RNA polymerase II cis-regulatory region sequence-specific DNA binding; protein dimerization activity. The transcript has 16 exons. Gene Ontology annotation, biological process: immunoglobulin V(D)J recombination; regulation of transcription by RNA polymerase II. The record is from RefSeq and is a predicted model, not a curated record.